Dracunculus medinensis (Guinea worm) is the source of this 642-nucleotide messenger RNA. NCBI's taxonomy places the organism in Eukaryota, Metazoa, Nematoda, Chromadorea, Rhabditida, Dracunculidae. The record is from the annotation of a GenBank genome assembly.
AUGGAAAAGACAGAAGUGGAGUCACAAAAACUUCAACCAUUAAUAAAUCUGCCGAAAUUACAACUGAUGAAAUUCGAUGGAUCAAUAAGGAGUUGGGUCGCAUUUAAGGAUAACUUUUUAUCGACCAUUGGAAAUAGAAAUCUUGAUCCAGUGGAUAAACUUAGAUAUCUCAUAUCUUGCCUCGAAGGAGAAGCGAAGGAAUUGGUAGAAGGAUUCCCUAUGGAUGAUGAAUCUUACAGGAAUUUAUGGGAAAUUCUGGAAAACAGAUAUGGAGAUAAAUCCAUUAUUAUUGAAGAAUUAUAUAAAGAAUUAAGAGAAUUAAACCCAAAAACAAAGGAUAUAAAGGAAAUUCGCAAGGACUUGGAGCGAAUAUUUCGCCAGUUGAUAUCUUUAGGAGAAGAUAUCAACAACAAUUCGAUUUUGAGCAUGGCACAAGCUAAAUUGCCAAUAUUUGUGCUAAAAAGAGUUUUAGAAGAAAAAAGAAAAUGCUCAACAUGGGAUAUAAGCGAGUCAAGAAAUGUAAUGAAAACCUGCGAAGAGGAAAAGCUCCUAUUAAGUAGAAUGAUAAGUAGCGGUGAUAAGGAAAAGUUGCAGAAACACAAGACUAUAAAUAACUUUAAAAAGGAAAAUAGGAGCCCAUGA